Aspergillus thermomutatus is the source of this 1242-nucleotide messenger RNA. RefSeq lists its product as uncharacterized. The transcript is spliced from 3 exons. The record is from RefSeq and is a predicted model, not a curated record. NCBI's taxonomy places the organism in Eukaryota, Fungi, Ascomycota, Eurotiomycetes, Eurotiales, Aspergillaceae. The coding region runs from base 1 to 1242 and encodes 413 amino acids.
AUGAAUCUUGAUCAUGACCAUCAACUCUGGAAAAGCAGCUGCCAUGAACCUCUCCAGCUUCACCCACCUCUAAAACAGCCUCUCAAAUCUUCAACUCUGGACUCUCCUUUCCCAUCGCCCCCCUUCGAUGCUGCAAUGCUGAAGCCGGGAUAUCCGGGAGCAUUGUCCCUGCACCACUACCGGAGGUUUCUUUCGCAGGAUGACGGCUUCAUCGCCCUGAACCGCAACGGAGGGAAGACCCUGCGGCGUAAAAACGCAGCCUUGGAUCUGAACAAAAGUCAAACGAGCUUGACGCCUCCAUUGUGUUCGUUUUCCGUCUCGUCUGCGGCGUCGAGCCCGCCUCCGCUGUCGCCGUCAUACUCACCCAGUCCCGUCUCACACCGAGGUGAGAAUGAGGCUGGACUUGAUGAAUCACUCUUUUCCUUUCCAUCCGGUUUCUCAGACAUCAACACUUCAGAGCAAACGCUCCGUCCGAGUCCCGCACAUAGCCCGCAUCAAUUGCUGGAGACUUUCCGAGCUAGGCUCGCCCGGUUCCCGGAGCCAGAGCCACAGGAGCAAACAUUCACUCCCGGACAUACCAAAGCCCGCUCGGAUUCGAUGCUACUGGAACUGCGCCGCCCAAUCGCCACAGUUGAGCAUCAGGGGGCCUCCUUCGAAAUCCUUAAUCCGCAUGAAUCGUUGAAAUUCGCCCGGAUAGUCUCAUACAUUGAAGACGUGGAUCAUUCGUCCCUCACAGACGACCAGCGGGACUCGUUUAACGCAACACAAGCUAAAAACGAGACCUUGAUCUUGGAGCAGGACGAGCCCGUUGAGGCAAGUCAUGACAACGACCAGGGCCACAACUAUUACAUAUCCGACGCCGACGAAGAAAAAGCCCACUACGAACUCAUCGGCGACUUGCCGCAUCACCCGAUACCAUCUAUCUCCGAACGAUUAGAGGGAAAUGAGACCGAUAUCCCGCAAUCUCAUAUCUGGAGCUCGCCUCCGCAGUCCAGACCGAUAACAGCGCAAUCAUAUGGAAGUGAACUCGGGGAACCGGGGUCCUCGGUUCUAGCCUCAUACGACGGGGGAGGGUGGACGGGUACUACGGACGAUAUUCUCGCGAUGAAGUAUGAGGAGAUGCAGCGGCGCGACUCGACCAGGAGGUCUUUGUCAGAUCGGAAGAAGCGCGGGAAGCGCAAUCCGUUUAAGAAGUUACGCGACUUUGCGAGUGCCCUGCGAAGGGGCCGGCUUUUUCGAUGA